AUGCCAACCCGCAGGAAACAAGCUCCGACCCCUUUGCCCGCUCCUCCCCGUCCUCUGCUCGCCCUCGGUCUCGAAGGAUCCGCCAACAAGCUCGGCGUCGGCCUCAUCCUUCACUCUCCGCCAUCUUCAUCAGCUCAAGGUACACCCUCAGCAAUAGGCGACCCUGCGACCGUCUCGAUCCUGUCAAACAUCCGGCAUACGUAUGUCACGCCACCUGGGGAGGGGUUCUUGCCGAGCGAUACGGCACGGCACCACAAGAGGUGGAUUAGCGAGGUUGUCGAGAAGGCUUUGCAGGAGGGAGGCAAGACGAUGGAAGAUGUGGACGUCGUGUGCUUCACAAAGGGUCCCGGAAUGGGCGCUCCCCUCCAGACGGUCGCUCUCGUCGCCCGCACGCUCGCCCUGAUGUACAACAAGCCUCUCGUCGGUGUCAAUCAUUGCGUCGGACACAUCGAGACCGGCCGCCUGAUCACCGCCUCUCCCUCCCCUAUCGUCCUCUACGUCUCAGGCGGCAACACCCAAGUGAUCGCUUAUUCGCAGCAGCGGUAUCGUAUCUUUGGCGAGACGCUCGACAUCGCGGUGGGCAAUUGCCUGGAUCGGUUCGCGCGCAUUAUCGGGUUGAGCAAUGACCCUAGUCCGGGCGCCAAUAUCGAGAAGGAGGCGAAGAAAGGCCGACGACUACUCCCAAUCCCUUACGCGACAAAAGGCAUGGACAUCAUGCUCGGCGGUAUCCUGCACGCCGCAGAAGCCUAUACCCGCGACCCUCGCUUCCGACCUACCUCUUCCUCCGCUUCGCCCAAACCUGCCUCGACUGGACAAGCGACGCCCGUGAAUGGCAAGACGGGCGCGCAGAUGGUUGCGCAGGAGGAGCGGCGGCGGAGGGCGGAGGGGGAAGGACCGCAGGCGGCGUUGCAGAAUAUCGGGCUUGCGGCGGACCGAACAGCGGGUUCCGACGCAGACGCAGGAUCGGUGGAUGACGUCCCGCCUGUUGCGGAGGAUGAGGAGGACAUCAUAACGCCUGCAGAUUUGUGCUUCUCGCUACAGGAGACGGUGUUUGCGAUGUUGGUCGAGAUCACGGAGCGGGCGAUGGCUCAUGCGGGUGGAAAGGAGGUCUUGAUUGUCGGAGGUGUCGGCUCCAACGCACGAUUGCAGGAAAUGAUGGAAAUUAUGGUCGGCGAGCGAGGUGGGAGCAUCUUUGCGACAGACGAGCGGUUCUGCAUCGACAACGGUAUCAUGAUUGCGCAUGCGGGGCUGCUGAGCUACCGAAUGGGCUACGAGACGCCGCUGGAGAAGACGUCGUGUACGCAGCGGUUCCGAACAGACGAAGUCCUCAUCAGCUGGCGACCUUGA
Molecule: messenger RNA, 1347 nt
Organism: Rhodotorula toruloides NP11
Lineage: Eukaryota; Fungi; Basidiomycota; Microbotryomycetes; Sporidiobolales; Sporidiobolaceae
Product: O-sialoglycoprotein endopeptidase
Exons: 8
Coding region: 1-1347 (448 amino acids)
Biological process (GO): tRNA threonylcarbamoyladenosine modification
Cellular component (GO): EKC/KEOPS complex; cytoplasm
Source: RefSeq, a predicted model, not a curated record